This is a messenger RNA of Hypanus sabinus (Atlantic stingray), 905 nucleotides long. It is a transcript of the gene ankrd22, whose product is annotated as ankyrin repeat domain 22. Gene Ontology annotation, molecular function: protein binding. The transcript is spliced from 6 exons. Bases 180 to 752 code for a protein of 190 amino acids. NCBI's taxonomy places the organism in Eukaryota, Metazoa, Chordata, Chondrichthyes, Myliobatiformes, Dasyatidae. The record is from RefSeq and is a predicted model, not a curated record.
GAACAAGCUGAAAGUCACGGGCACUCCCUUCUUCAUAGUCACCUUCCUCGUUGGAGCGACCGGUUUUAAGUCCAAAAGGAGGUGUCAGUGAGUGUUUGCAGGUUGGAAGAGGAAGGCGGUAGUAACGGCGAGCGGUCUCCGUAACCUGUUCGCUGGUGCACGGCCAGUUCGGCACACAGAUGGGAGUCCUUUACUCGGAGCCCCUCUGUGAAGCAGCAUAUCAGAAUGAUUUCAAGGAGCUGAAGGAACUACUGCUAACAACUGAUGUGAACCAACAAGAUGCACACUAUGGGGACACUGCAUUGAUUGCUGCAUGCAGAACAGGCAGGGUUGAAAUUGUACAAUAUCUACUGAGAAAAGAAGCUAAUGUUAAUCUCAGGAACAAGAAAAAACGGACAUGUUUACAUUAUGCUGUAAGGAGAAGAUUCACUUUUCUGGACUAUCUGUUAAUCAUCAUCUUGAUGCCGGUCUUGCUCCUGGGCUACAUUAUAAUGGAAUCAAAGAAGAGUCGUAAUGAAAUAUUGAUCAAGCUAUUGUUGUCGGCUAAAGUGGAUGUAAAUGCAACAGACAAUAAUGGUAAUUCGGCUCUUCAUUAUGCAUGCCAAAUGAAAAAUAAGAGAAUUGUCUCCAUUCUCGUUAAAGCAAAUGCGGAUGUCACCAUUGCCAAUAAGAAUGGAGAAACUCCUCUGGAUAUUGCAGCAAGAUUGAAGUUUCCAAAAAUUUUAGCUGUGCUGCUACGAAAGGAAGCCUGAAGUUUUCUGGAAUCAAUGGUUAUAUGUAGCAAAUAAAUGAGUUUUGUACAUUUUGAAAUGAAUGGGGAAUCUGAUUUUAUUUAUUUAAUACACUGUUUAGUUUGAUCAGGUGGUGAUGUAUUCCCCCAUUCCCAGAUUCAUGAACAUAAAGUU